Messenger RNA from Glossina fuscipes, 620 nucleotides. RefSeq lists its product as uncharacterized. NCBI's taxonomy places the organism in Eukaryota, Metazoa, Arthropoda, Insecta, Diptera, Glossinidae. The transcript is spliced from 2 exons. The coding region runs from base 111 to 578 and encodes 155 amino acids. The record is from RefSeq and is a predicted model, not a curated record.
AUAACCGUUUGCACAUAUAACUACGUACUUAUUUAUGUACAAGAAUCCAUAUAUUACUGCACAUACGAAGAAGAUCUGCCGAAAUUGUAUUGCUUAAAAGAAAAUCAUACAUGAUGAAUUCUGAAACACCUACGGGAACUAAAUCGGCCAACAAUAAGUUAACGCCAAGAAAGAAAGAGGUUGCAAGAACCUAUUUUAAAGCACGUGGAUUAUUUUCAGCAGAAACUGCCUCUUAUUAUAAGCCAAGAAGGAAUGCAAACGCUGCCAAUCAGCUUAAGAAGAAAUUCAAGAAAAUGACAAAUGCAAUAAAAUUUACUACUAAAGCACAGGCAUAUAACAAAACACCAAAAAGAGAAAGUGCCACAAAAAGUCGAGAUUUACACGAAACUAAUUUGGAUGCCCAACCAGCAAUGCAAAUUUCUAAUAACCUUGAAGACAUUAAUAACAAUGAAACCAUAAUGGAGAUUGGUGAUCAUCAAGAAGCCAUUGGUAAUGAAUCCUCUCAUAAAAAAUCUCGUCCGAUGCCAUCUACACCUGGAAAUUUAAAAGGUUGCAUUCGUUGUUGGGAGUGCAAUUAAUUUUUACCUUUGCUUAUUAAGACGAUUUAAGUAUAUAUAAGU